Temnothorax curvispinosus is the source of this 695-nucleotide messenger RNA. RefSeq lists its product as uncharacterized. The annotation marks the transcript as partial. The record is from RefSeq and is a predicted model, not a curated record. The transcript has 3 exons. Gene Ontology annotation, molecular function: odorant binding; olfactory receptor activity. Gene Ontology annotation, cellular component: plasma membrane. NCBI's taxonomy places the organism in Eukaryota, Metazoa, Arthropoda, Insecta, Hymenoptera, Formicidae. Gene Ontology annotation, biological process: sensory perception of smell; detection of chemical stimulus involved in sensory perception of smell.
UACAGCUCUACGUGACUGUGUUAUAAUGUCAUGGAAUGCCGAUAUAGCGUACGCUUUUACUCCCUUUAAAAUGUUCACUCUGCCAAUGGGCAUUUGGCCUUUGCAAAAAUAUAAUGCAUUUUCCUUAGUCCGUUCUAUCGUGUACUGCUUCAUUUUGACCGCGUGGAUGAUCAUGAUAUUUCUCGAAAUCAAUUUCGGUAGUGGCAAUGCGUACGUACAGGUCGAUAAUUUUGAAGUUGUAAUCAGCAUCAUUCUUGGUCUAUCAAAGAUAGUGUCCUUCCGCUUAUAUGCCAAGAAUUUGACUCGCAAUUUCUCUUCUGCUGUGGACGAUUAUCUCACGAUAGACACCGAGGAGAAACGCACGAUCAUGCGGCGGCACGCUUAUAUGGGAAGGAUUAUGUGCUUUAGUAUCUUAUCUAUGGCUUAUGUUGCUUCGACAACUUUUAUACUGUUACCUAUGAUACCUAUGAUAACAGGCGAUACGGAAGUUCAAGUUAAUGUAACCAUCAAUGACAUAUCGGAAUUUCCCGUGGCCGUAACAUUUUUAGGGGAGGUGCAUGUAUCUACGAGUUUAUACAUGUUGAUCUGUAUGUUACAAUAUAUGGGACUAGUACUUACUGCUACCAGUAAUUGUGGCAACGAUACAUUUGUCCUCGCAAUUACUCUCCAUGUAUGUGGUCAAUUGGAACUUCUAA